Molecule: messenger RNA, 1537 nt
Organism: Patella vulgata (common limpet)
Lineage: Eukaryota; Metazoa; Mollusca; Gastropoda; Patellidae
Product: MAM and LDL-receptor class A domain-containing protein 1
Exons: 7
Coding region: 2-1537 (511 amino acids)
Cellular component (GO): membrane
Source: RefSeq, a predicted model, not a curated record
CAUGAAGCAGAUGAUCCUUCUGACUGUUCUUCUGAUUGGAUAUGUGAGGCCAGAGUUCACACCAGGAUGUAGUUUCUACAAUGGCCAAUGUUCCUACACUGUUCAGUUAGGUCACCAGGGCCAAUGUAACUUGCCAACAACAGCACAACUCCCGAGUGACUCACCAGCAACAGAACAACCCCCGAGCACCUGCUGUACCAACUUACAAACAGAUAUCGCUGAUCUCAGGAGCUUGGUAGCCGGUUUGACUACUGAUCUCAAAUUACUGAAAGAUAACUAUAAUGUGCUGGAGAAUGAAACCAACGAACUCAACACCACCACAUCUAAUAAAGAUGAUCUACUGCAGUUGCUUCAAGCUAAGGAGGCCGAGUUUAACAAAACCCACGAUCAGAUGGCGGCAGUGCUUCAACAGGCCAGCGCAGAGAUCCACCGACUCAGAGAUGAGUUAGUAACAACUACAAGCCAGCUGAACAACUGUCGUGGAACUCUAGGGUUACAAUCUGGUACAGCUACAGUAGCACCAGUGCUCGAUGCUUCUAUCAAUGUGACGUUUUGUGACUUCCAAACAUCCAACGAAAGUUGUGGUUUUAACACAAAUCGUUUAACUGGAUACAGCUGGAAAUCUCACAGCGGAAGUAUCAACAGUUUAACUGGACCAAUAGAAGAUCACACAUAUGGUUCACAGAAAGGUGUAUACAUGUAUAUGGAUACAGAUAACAGCCCAUAUGGAAACCACGUAUUCCGUGUUUAUAGAAUGGAAUCGAAUUUAAUUUCACCAGCAGCGGCUGUCUGUGUCAGAUUCUGGUACAAUAUGUAUGGUCAAGACAUCAGAACAUUACACAUCUAUGCAAAGAUUGGAAAUGGUAAUGGUUAUCCUGUAUGGACUAAAUCUGGAAAUCAAGGACAAAGGUGGAACCUAGGUGAAGUCAGUCUAGAUUCAGAAUAUACAGCUUCACAUUUUAAGAUAGUUGUUGAGGGAACUACCGAUUCUUAUUACACUUCAUCAUUUAACCACUAUAAUGAACAUGGUGAUAUAGCGUUUGAUGAUUUAUAUAUUUAUAAUACAUCUUGUAACAAUGUCCCAGUAUGCCCACCAGGAUCGGUAAAAACCGAAACAGACAACACUACAUCGUGUUACACAUUCCAUGUCACGCCUACCACAUGGUAUGACGCCGCUAAAACCUGCAGGAGAGAAGGUGUUCAUUCAUCAUUAGUCAGUGUGACGUCACAGAAGGAACAGCUGUUCUUGACCAAUCAUAUCAACGGAGAUGCAGCACUGAAGUCAGCUGGUGUGUACGGUUAUUAUACGAGCGGAAAUGACGAAAGAUCGGAAGGACACUUUGAUUGGACAGAUACUGGGACCCCCUAUACGUCAACAUACACGGAUUGGCACCUUGGACAACCCAACAACGUCGCGGAUAACCAGGACUGUUUAUUGCUUCAAUAUUCCGAUGCUAAUUUUGAAUGGGGUGACAUAGAUUGUUUAACCAAACAUCCUUUCAUCUGUGAAACGCGACUUCCGACAUCUCAAUCUUAA